Messenger RNA from Colletotrichum spaethianum, 3294 nucleotides. Its product is annotated as sodium transport ATPase 5. Gene Ontology annotation, cellular component: plasma membrane. Gene Ontology annotation, biological process: intracellular calcium ion homeostasis; calcium ion transmembrane transport. NCBI's taxonomy places the organism in Eukaryota, Fungi, Ascomycota, Sordariomycetes, Glomerellales, Glomerellaceae. The transcript has 4 exons. The record is from RefSeq and is a predicted model, not a curated record. The coding region runs from base 1 to 3294 and encodes 1097 amino acids. Gene Ontology annotation, molecular function: P-type calcium transporter activity; ATP binding; ATP hydrolysis activity.
AUGGGAAAGAAAGAUCCCGAGGCUGAGGCGAUGGCCAACCACGUCUCUGGCCAGUCCAACAAGCCUAUCUCCCGUCCGGCUCACGCCUUGACUGCUGAACAAGUUGUUCAGGAGCUCAGGGCCAACCCUGACGAUGGCUUGACUCCUGAAGACGCAAAGGCUCGCCUUGAUGAGUACGGCCGCAACGAGUUCGGCGAAGAAGCGGGCGUCCAACCCUUGAAGAUUUUCAUUGGACAAAUCGCCAAUGCUAUGACCCUUGUUCUGAUUCUGGCCAUGGGUGCCUCCUUUGGCAUUGGAUCUUGGAUCGAAGGAGGUGUCGUGGCAGGUGUCAUUUUGCUUAACAUCACUGUCGGGUUCCACCAGGAGUUCAAGGCCGCAAAGACCAUGGACUCUCUCCGGUCUCUCAGUUCCCCCACCGCCCAGGCAGUCCGUGAGGGCCGCAAUAUUACCGUCCCCACCGUCGAGAUCGUCCCUGGCGACAUGGUCGAGCUCAAGACUGGUGACACCAUCCCCGCCGACGUCCGCAUCAUUGAAGCCGUCAACUUUGAAACCAACGAGGCUCUGUUGACUGGCGAGUCCCUUCCUAUCCGCAAGGAGGCUGCCCAGACCUUCGAUGACGAGACUGGCCCCGGUGACCGCCUGAACGUCGCCUACAGCUCCUCGACCGUCACCAAGGGCCGCGCUCGCGGCAUCGUGUUCGCCACUGGAAUGUACACCGAGAUUGGACAGAUCGCCGCCGCCCUCAGAGGCAAGAACUCUCGCCGCCGCGACGUCAAGCGCAAGGAGGACGGCUCCGCCAGUUUUGGCCGUUACCUCCAGGCGUGGACCCUGACCCUUUCUGACGCCGUCGGCCGCUUCCUCGGAGUGAAUGUUGGAACACCUCUCCAAAGGAAGCUGUCUAAGCUUGCCAUCCUCCUCUUCGGCAUCGCCGUUGUUUGUGCCCUGAUCGUUCUGGGAGCCAACGAGUUCAAUACCACGCAGGAAGUCAUCAUCUACGCCGUCGCCACCGGUCUGUCCAUGAUCCCCGCCUCCUUAGUCGUCGUCUUGACCAUCACCAUGGCGGCGGGUACCAAGCGCAUGGUCCAGCGCCACGUCAUUGUCCGCCAGCUGAAGAGUUUGGAGGCCCUUGGCGGUGUCACCAACAUUUGCUCUGACAAGACUGGAACCCUCACCCAGGGAAAGAUGGUUGUCCGCAAGGCCUGGAUUCCCGGAAAGGGAACCUUCUCCAUCAGCAACACGAACGAGCCCUUCAACCCCACUGUCGGAGACCUCGGACACAGCGUCGAUCAGCCCAAGGACAUCGACUUCCGCACCAAGGAGGGCGAUGGCGAGCCGUUCUCCAACACCGAAGCCGAGGACCGCGUCAAGUCAAGCACCGUUCUCACCGACUACUUCAACGUCGCGUCGCUCGCCAACCUGGCCAACGUGCACAAGACCACCGAGGGCGAGUGGCACGCCCGCGGUGACCCCACUGAAAUCGCCAUCCAGGUUUUCGCUUCUCGCUUCAACUGGAACCGUCUUCGCCUGGCAGGCGAGGCCAACCGCUGGAGACAGAUCGCCGAGUUCCCCUUCGACUCCGAUGUGAAGAAGAUGUCCGUCAUUUUCGAGGACACCGAGACCAAGGUCGACGGAGGAAACAAGACCUGGCUCUUUACUAAGGGUGCCGUCGAGCGCGUUAUUUCUUCCUGCCCCACCAUCCAGAUGGGCGACGAGGUCAUCGAGCUUACCAAGGACAUCGAGAAGGACAUCCUGUCCAAUAUGGAGGCCCUUGCCCGUCUCGGACUUCGUGUCUUGGCCUUCGCCAGCAGGCCUGACAUUGGCGUCGUCAACGGCCACGAGAAUCUUGACCGUGCGAUCUACGAGAAGGACCUCACCUUCCGCGGCCUGAUCGGUCUCUACGACCCUCCCCGUCCCGAGUCCGCCCCCUCUGUUAAGAAGUUCCAUGAGGCCGGUGUCAGCGUCCACAUGCUUACUGGCGACCAUCCCGAGACGGCUCGUGCCAUCGCUCUCGAGGUCGGCAUCCUGCCCACGCGCAUGAACGAGAUCUCGGCCGAUGUCGCAAAGACCAUGGUCAUGGCUGCCCACGACUUUGACAAGCUCUCUGACGACGACAUCGACAAACUUCCACACCUGCCCCUGGUCGUCGCUCGCUGUGCUCCCCAGACAAAGGUCCGCAUGAUUGAGGCCCUGCACAGACGCCAGCGCUUCGUGGCCAUGACCGGUGACGGUGUCAACGACUCUCCCAGUCUGAAGCGUGCUGAUGUCGGUAUCGCCAUGGGCGAGAGCGGCUCUGAUGUCGCCAAGGAGGCCUCCGACAUUAUUCUCACUGACGACAACUUUGCCUCCAUCCUCAACGCCGUCGAGGAAGGCCGCCGCAUGUUUGACAACAUCCAGAAGUUCGUCCUCCACGUCUUGGCCUGUAACGUCGCCCAGGCCUGCACUCUUCUCAUCGGUUUGAUCUUCAAGGACGACAGCGGCCUCUCCGUGUUCCCUCUGGCUCCCGUCGAAGUCAUGUGGAUCAUUAUGAUCACCUCUGGUCUCCCCGACAUGGCCCUUGGUUUUGAAGUCGCUGCGCCCGAUAUCAUGGACCGCCCUCCCCAGAACAUGAAGGUGGGCGUCUUCACCUGGGAGCUGAUGCUCGACAUGCUGGUCUAUGGCCUCUGGACCGCCGCCCUCUGCCUGGCCUCCUUCGUCCUCGUCAUGUUCGGCUGGGGCAACGGCCAAUUUGGAAGCAACUGCAAUAACACCUACUCGGAGGAGUGUGACACAGUCUUCCGCGCCCGCGCCACCUGCUUCGCCAGCUUGACCUGGUUCGCCCUCUUCCUCGCUUGGGAGAUGGUCAACAUGCGCCGAUCCUUCUUCCGCAUGCAGCCCAAGAGCACCAAGUACUUCACACAGUGGUUCAUCGACACGUGGCGCAACAAGCUCCUCUUCUUCGCCAUUCUCAUCGGCUUCGUCACCAUCUUCCCGCUGGUCUACAUUCCUGUCCUCAACACCUCGGUGUUCAAGCACGCGCCCAUCACCUGGGAGUGGGGUAUCGUCUUCGUCUGUGCCGUGCUCUUCUUCAUGGGCGUCGAGGCAUGGAAGUGGGCCAAGCGCAUCUAUUUCCGCCGUGUCGCGCACAAGCAGAACGGCGGCAUCAAGGAUCUCGAGAGCCGGGUGUUCGGCCACUACUACACCAUUGGCGGCGUCGAGCUCGAGUCCUCCCCUACCCUCGGCAGCCGGACCAUCACGAACGAGAAGGAGAUGCGCGAGAAAGGCGGCAACGGGUAUUCCAGCGGAGGGAGCCGGUAA